Cyphellophora europaea CBS 101466 is the source of this 2103-nucleotide messenger RNA. RefSeq lists its product as uncharacterized. The transcript has 5 exons. The coding region runs from base 1 to 2103 and encodes 700 amino acids. Gene Ontology annotation, biological process: activation of GTPase activity. Gene Ontology annotation, molecular function: GTPase activator activity. The record is from RefSeq and is a predicted model, not a curated record. Lineage: Eukaryota; Fungi; Ascomycota; Eurotiomycetes; Chaetothyriales; Cyphellophoraceae.
AUGCGUCAGGACAUCCCUACCCGAUGGAAGACGAUCUUCGAGAGCUCGAUUGGCGUUGACCUCCGCCAAGCGGUCCGAGACGGUGAAGGCUUCGAUCCUUGUGAGAGCGGACUUCGAUCUGUCUGCUGGAAAGCAUUUCUGCUCUAUGGGCCCGUCAGUCAGGCAUCAUGGCCGAAACAGCUCGCGGAUUCCAGGGGUACCUACACGUCAUUGAGGGACCACUUCCUCCGCUUCAUUGACCAUCCUAAUGACCUCAAUUCGCAGGCUGAUCCUCUAGCUGAUGAUGAGUCGUCACCAUGGUCGAAUCUCCGCCAAGACGAGACCAAUCGCGAGGAGAUAUUCCAGGAUGUUACGCGCUGCAUGCAGGACAACUUCUUUUUUCGGGAGCCAGAGACACAACGAAUGCUACUGGAUAUACUCUUCAUCUACUCCAAGCUCAAUCCAGACAUUGGGUACAGACAGGGCAUGCACGAGUUACUGGCUCCUCUGCUUUGGGUUGUUCAUCAGGACGCCGUCGAUAUUGCCUCCUUCAGUGUCUCUGAUCGUCAGACUGAUGGGGUUGACCUCAUGCUGGAGAUACUAGACAGUAAGCAUCGCGAAGCAGACGCCUUCACCCUCUUCUGCGCGGUCAUGCAGACUGCCAAGAGCUUCUACGAAAUGGGCGAUAACCGGGACUCAUCGCCGAUCAUCACCAAGAGUCGCAGAAUUCACGACGACUUGCUAGGAGCCGUUGAUCCCGAGCUCGCACUACAUCUCCAGGUUGCAGGGGUCCUGCCGCAGAUCUACGCCAUCCGAUGGAUUCGCUUGCUUUUCGGUCGCGAGUUCGACUUCAAGGACGUUCUUCGAAUGUGGGACAUCCUGUUUGCUGAAAAGCUUCGUUCGGACGUUAUUGAUAUGACUUGUGUGGCAAUGCUGUUGAGAAUGAGGUGGACGCUUGUCGAGGCGGACUACUCCACCGCCAUCACGGCCCUGACUCAUGUGGAGCUGCCAGAUUCUGAUAGAGAUCCUCGCAGCUUGGUAAGAGAUGCCAUAUUGCUAGAGAAAUCUCGAACGCCGGAUGCGGGUGCUUUGUUGAUACAAAAGUACAGCGGCAGGAAACCAAAAGUACAGAGCUCUGAUCGAGCGCGCAUCAGUAUUGAUCAUACACCGACACGCAGGAAUUCGAGGACGCCUCAGUAUCAUCUGUCUCCGAAUCCUUCCCCAGCUCGCUUUACUGGCCCGCAGAGACAGCUUGAGACCCUAUUUAACGACGUCUCGGGCGGAAUCCGAAGUAGAGCGGAAGGAUGGAAUGUCUCCAAGGCUGUCCGGGGAGCGGUAGGAGAGAUGAAACGCAACAUGAGCAGCCUUCAAGCUCAAGCUGCGCAUUCUCGGCAGUCGAGCGUUGAUGUGCUUUCCGCGACAGGCGAUGCACCGCACCGCGACAACCAACGGCUGGAAAAACGAGUGAAAGAGCUGGAGACGAGAAACAAGGCUUUGGCAAGGAUGCUGGACGGCGCUCUAGGAUCACUGCGUGGGAGCAAAAUCACGGACGCAGAAACAGCCGAGAAGGCGGAAGAGACGUUCAACAUUUCGCUUGCCAAGAUCCAGUUCGUGUCAGUCUAUCUGUCAGACCCAGACAUACCCAUUCCACCGGAAGAUACCGCAGCGAAGAUGCAGGUAGCACCUUCGGAACCGCCGAUAGCCGACACGGCAGCACCGCUGGAAGCGCAAGAAGAGUCUUCAGAUGCGCGGGCCUCGGUACCCGAGGUGCAGCCCGUUGGUGAGGCGACACCAUCGCCAGCUCUCACGGCAGGCCGAUCGCCUCGCCAAUUGUCCCCUUCCCCGCAGAUCGACAACGCAAAGACAAGGCCCGCGGUGCGGCCCUCAUUGACGGACUCAUCAUUCUCCUUCAUGCUAGGCGAAGGUCGACAUCGGAGCAGCUUUGUGAGUUCCGUGGCAAAUCUGCCCGAGGAGAGACGGAACAGUGAUUCCACCGACAAGCCACUAAACAAAGCGUUGACACAUGAGCAGAGACAAAAGCAAAAGCAGAAGGCCAAGGAGAGGAAAGGGAAAGAGGACGACGGGUUUACCAUGAGUAGCAUGCGAGGAGGGGGCCCGCUGUAG